AUGGCAACAUGGGGGUCAUAUCUUUCGUCGAUGGUCAAAAAGAAGGUUGAAGAUCCUGUAGCUAUUCCGGCGACAACAUCUACAACGGUAACAGCAGCAGCUGAUCUUACUUUGAAAGAUACUGAUGAUGCCGUCUUGUUACAAUCCUCGAACCUGAAAAAUUCUAAUGAUGUAAAAUCUGAAGCUGCCCCUAAAGGUGCCGAACUCGAUCAAGCAAUUCCUGGAGGAGCCAAAAAGUUAUAUGAUGUUAAAAUUCCUGAGCCGGAACCAGAGCUAAAACCUGUCCCACAAUCCAAUGCUAGUAGAAUUGCAAAGAUGUUUGGGUAUGGCAGUUCUAAACCGUCUGCAAAUCCAGCUCCAAACGAUCCACCGCCAGAAGCAUCAGUUGCUGCAGGUAGCUCAUCAAGCCUGGAGAUAAUGCCUAACUCGGUCCUACCUUCGUCAAUUACAUCAGUAGGCUCACCUAUUCCUACUACCGCUGCAACAAAGCCAUUAUAUUCAAUUCAAGCCGAAAACUCAGCAAACACAGUAAAUCUAGAAAAAUCUUCGACUACUAGAACUACGAUUAAUUUAUCAACUCCAGUGACUCCAGCUAAUAUGUUGACCUCGUCUAUUUCUACACCCUUAAUAUCUAAUGCAAAUUCUGUAAUUUCAACGACCGCAACAGCUAUAUCAGAUUCAGCCAACAUAAUCAAUCCAGCCUUUACUGAACGAAGAGAAAUCCCACAAAAAGUAUCAGAGAUUCCUUCCUUCUUAAAACCAUCGGCUCCUGUCUCGACCUUAUCGCCGUCGGAAAGUUUUCAACUAUUAAUGAAAAAGAAACAAAAUCUUGAGACUGCGACUUCACCAGCAAUCCCUGAAAUGCAAGCAAAUUUAGUGACUGCGACAAACGUAUCAACUGAGAGGAGUAUCGCAAAUUUUCCAACUGCCCCUUCAACCCCCGCAAAUAUGCAAAAUCUAAGCGCUAUAGGUAGUCCGUUCAGGUCGCCAAACUUGCAGUUACCUGGGAGCAACGCAAACUUAGCAAACCUCACGACAGUGGAAAACUCCUCAAUCCAGAUAGCCGGAAUUAAUCAAUCAAAUGUUUUAACUCCGCCACUACGUGUCGGCCAGUCGAACACAGCUGACGCGUCAACUAAAGAUACAGCUGUGGCGACUCAGCAAAAAUCCAGAGUUGGAUCUUGGCUUCCAUGGCCCUCAAAAUCUAACCAGAAAAUUGAAAAUUUGCCGACACCUGAAGUACCUUCAACCUUAGUUGAGACUCCAGUCACGAAUAUCCAGUUUUCUGUCAAUACUCCUUUAAACUAUGAACAGACUGAAAAAGACUUGCUUAUCGUAAACCAAAGUCCGGCAUUAUCCUCGACCUUACUAACUCCCACCCAAUCAGAUUCCCCUCCGACUAAGAUAAGUUCAAUAUCUCUUCUAAGUGGAUUCUCCCCUAUGCGAUCUGACGUGAACUCAUCAUCAAUGGAAGGCCCACCUCAAAGCAGAAUCUCUUCACUAAUUGCCAAUAUAAGAUCCAACCAACCUGAAUAUCAGAGACCUCAGUUGUCACCCUCAGGAUCCCUCAUGUCAUCUUCGUCGACGAAUUUUACGAGAAGCAGCGGUGGCUCGUUUUCAACGUCUCGACGGAGCGUUGAUACGAAUAGAACUUCUAUGGCAUCACUAAGGCUACAAGAAAAUAUUGAGUUUGACGAGAAAUCAAAUGAAACUCGAAAGCAGCGUCUUGACGCUGAGAAUGAAACGCGACAAAAAUUUACAGCCUACAUGCAGUCUAUAGAGCAGAUGCGCAUUGAGAGAGAAGAUAUGGAAAUGGAGCGACAAAAAAUGCUCGACGAGCAGGAAGCGAUUGAGCGUAAUGAAACUGCGCUUAAAGAAAAAGAAGAACAAAUGCGAAUGUUUGUUGAAGACGUAGAACGAGAAAGACUACGCGAGGAGGCAGAAGAGCUUGAGCGACUCCGUCUACAGGAGCUCGAGCAAAUUCGUCUUCAAGAGCUGGAGCGAAUAGAAAAGGAAAGACAAGAGGCCUUGCGACGGGAAAAUGAAGAGAUGGUGCGGAUAGAGCAAGAAAGACAAGAAACUUUGCGACGAGAAAGUGAAGAGAGAGCUCGCACAGAACAAGAGAAACAAGAGGAAUUACAACGGGAAAAAGAGGAGAGAGAACGAAUAGAACAAUUGGCUUUUGAAAAGACAUUGAUGCAAGCUGAGGUCAACAAACAGAUUAGAGCUGCAGAGCUUGAACUAAAACGGGAAGAAGAAUUACAGAGGAAAAUUUCAAAGAAAAGAAAAUCCAAUGAGAUUAAAAGUAAAACACCCGAUACCAAAGAAACUGGAGGAAGUAAUCCUACUAUCUUAGAUUAUGCUUCUGAAAUAGAAGCUGAACGACUACGAUUUGAAGAGGAAGAAGAAGCUAGGGAGCGAGGACUUCAACCCAGUCGGAGAGGCACUGGAGAUGAGACUAUCUACGAUGAGUCGUUUUACGAUGAUUAUCUCGACGAAGAAAUUGAGCGAAAUGAAAACUUUACCGAAGAACAGUCUCUAGCAACCCCACAACCAUCCAAGGAGAGUUUUUUAUCUGAACAAGAUCGUCGGGAAGAGCAAAAGCUGGAAAGACAACGAAAUGAACAGGCCAGCUUGUUACGACAAGAGGAAGCAGAACGGCGGCGUUAUGCUAACGAGCAGGCAGAACGCUAUCGUCAAGAAUCAGAUAACUCGCGUCGUACACAAGAAGACCAGAUCAACAAGCCUCCGACACAGUCGCCUAAUAACAACUCUUCGAGUAUAGCACCACCUUCAAUGAAUCAAUCACCCAGAAUUCCGUCUCAGAUGGGAGCGCAACAAAUGAACCCGCAACGAAUGGGUCCGCAACAGAUGGGUCCGCAACGAAUAGGUCCACAGCAAAUGGGUCCGCAACAGAUGGGCCCGCAACGAAUGGGUCAACAACAGAUGGGUCCACAGCAAAUGGGUCCACAGCGAAUGGGCCCACAGCAAAUGGGUCCGCGUCAAAUGGGUCCACAGCAAAUGGGUCCACAGCAAAUGGGUCCACAGCGAAUGGGCCCACAGCAAAUGGGUCCGCGUCAAAUGGGUCCGCAACAGAUGGGCCCACAGCAAAUGGGUCCGCGUCAAAUGGGCUCACCACAGAUGGGUCCGCAACGAAUGGGCCCACAGCAGAUGGGCUCUCCUCGGAUGGGACCACCGCAAAUGGGUCCGCAACAAAUGGGCUCACCACAGAUGGGUCCGCAACGAAUGGGCCCACAGCAGAUGGGUUCUCCUCGAACUGGGCCACCACAAAUGAGCUCUCCUCGGAUGGGACCACCGCAAAUGGGCUCUCCUCGGACUGGGCCACCACAGAUGGGUUCUCCUCGAACUGGGCCACCACAAAUGAGCUCUCCUAGAACGGGACCACCGCAAAUGGGCUCUCCUAGAAUGGGACCACCGCAAAUGGGCUCACCCCGUAUGGGUCCGACCCAAAUGAAUCAGUCACGACCAGAGCAGCAAAGAAGAGACAGAGAAGAAAAUACACAAGAGCAACAAAUGUCUGAUGAGGAAGAUGAAGUCUUCGACAAAGAAGCUGAGAUAGCCAAAGCGAAGGAAAAGAUAAGGCAAGCAUUUGCUGAUGUAGAAAGAGAGAAGAACCAAGCCUCUAAUCCCCAAGCUAAUACGACGGUGCCCGAGCCGCGUAUUCAAGAGACAGUCGCGCCUAGACCAGUCAGAAAUAUUGUAAGGCCUGCUGGUGGGCUACCGACUGGCCCAAAGAUGAGAAAGAGUUAA
This is a messenger RNA of Blumeria graminis f. sp. triticale, 3771 nucleotides long. NCBI's taxonomy places the organism in Eukaryota, Fungi, Ascomycota, Leotiomycetes, Helotiales, Erysiphaceae. The record is from the annotation of a GenBank genome assembly.